Pistacia vera is the source of this 1005-nucleotide messenger RNA. RefSeq names its product probable protein phosphatase 2C 80. Lineage: Eukaryota; Viridiplantae; Streptophyta; Magnoliopsida; Sapindales; Anacardiaceae. The transcript is spliced from 3 exons. The record is from RefSeq and is a predicted model, not a curated record. Bases 1 to 1005 code for a protein of 334 amino acids.
AUGUCUGCACGUGCAGGAUAUGCUAGCUUAAGUCUUACUGUUCGCAAAAUUUGUAUAUUUUCACCAUACUUGCAAGAAGUGAGGCAUUCUGAAGAGGUGAGUCAUAAAUUACUUCUGGGCUGCACAAGAUUCACAGGCGAUGCUGGGAUGACAUUAUCUAUGGUUCUUCCAAUGAUAAUCAAACGGAAGAGACUUCACCCAGAAGUUCUGCCGUCGCAGAAAAAGAAGAAAUCGAAGGUUUCGCCAUGCAAGAGAAGAUUACUGCAGAUAACAAUGGGAUCAUUCUAUCUCCCUAAAGAUGAAGUAUCACUGCCACUUGGGCAAGAUGCCCACUUCGUUUGUCAAGAGCAGCAGACUUUCGGGGUGGCUGAUGGCGUUGGUGCCUGGAAUAUAAGAGGGAUUGACGCAGGUAUAUAUGCACGUGAACUCAUGACAAACUCUCUUAUUGCAUUAUCCGGUUUACCCAAGGAAGCCGUGGUGAAUCCAAAGAAAGUUUUGAAAGAUGCCUAUUCGAUCACUACGGCUCAAGGUUCUUCCACUGCGUGCAUUGUUACUUUGAAAGAUUAUUGUUUACAUGCUGCGAAUGUGGGAGACAGUGGAUUUAUGCAGUUUCGUAACAAGAAAUUUAUAUACCAGUCACCGAUGCAACAACGUUGUUUUAAUUGUCCAUAUCAAUUGGGUAAUGGCGAGAAGAGCGAUCGUCCUGAUAUUGCAGAAGAGUUGAAAGUAAUGGUGGAGAGUGGAGAUAUUGUAGUUUGCGGAAGUGAUGGGUUACUUGAUAAUAUGUUUCCGUCUGAGAUUGAAGAAAUUCUAAAGGGAACAAAAGGAGAAAUAUGUCCAGAGAGUUUAGCGGAGAACAUAGCAAAACAUGCACUCUAUAAUUCGUUCGAUAGAUUAACAGAUUCUCCGUUUGCAAGAGCUGCAAAGAAAGCGAAAUACAAGCACGUUGGAGGCAAAAUCGAUGAUAUUUCUGUAAUCGUUGUGAUAAUUAAACCAGCAGUUUGA